UGGGUGGACCAUUUGAACCUGAUUAUAGUUAUUAACAUUCACCGGUUGUGUAUAUUUCUGUCUGGGUAUAUAGUACUAUUAUUUUCAUGUUUGAUGCGUUUGGAGAUAAUUUAGUCAGAGUGACUAAAGGGACUUUUAUUUUGGCUUUCCGACCUCAUUGUGUGACGACGUCAGUAAAGUGCGCUGCCUGCAGCUCGUCGGAGCGAAAUAUGAAAGCGGUUCUCCGAUGUCACCUAAUGUGUUGGUAUUUACAUAUAACAACGUAACUGCCGUAAUACCUUUAAAUAAACAAACUUAAAAGCAAACCAAACGCUCAAUGUAAUGUUAAGUAAAAUUGGGGUCUGGGGACCCCCACGAGGGGGGACAUUUACUCAGUACAUUUGCUCAAAGUCACUGUGGCAGCUGUGAGACCGUCAGAGGAGACCUGGUCCUCCCGGCUGAGUCUAGUUUCUUCCGACGUUUCUUUUCUCUCCAUUUAUUUAUCAUAGGAGUUUGGGUUCCUCGCCACAGGUCUGUCCUCUGUAGUACUCUGUACUAAAACGGUAAAUAUCGGGAAAGCCAUAAAUACAGAAGAAGCCUAGCAAACAGGAAUCACACCUUCUGUUACAACAAAUUCUUCUACUCAAUUAUUCUGACUCACUGUUGUAAUGAUUAAGUGCUUUAUAGAGAAGAGUGAUGAAGCAUUAUACACAAUGACAGAUGAAGAUACUGAGGAAAAAACAGGUGGUCCUUGGAAAUUGUUGAAAGGAUUUCACGAUUUUGAAAUGAAGACUUUUAUUUUGUUUGUCGGGGCUUUCUUAUGGUGACGUCACAUGGAGUGCGACGCAGGCUGCUUGUCAGUCGAUUUUUGAGGUCUUUUUCUGGAGUCCUCAAACAUCUCACAAUGUUCAUCAAAACCAUUCACACGCCAAUUCAUCUUUCAAUACUAGCCAAACAUGCUGGAACCACACCUGCUGUCACAGCACAUUCUACUCCUCGACUAUUCUGACCCGGUGUUGUAAUGAUGGAGUGUGUUAAAGAGGAGAGUGAUGAAGAAUCAUACACAAUGAGAGAUGAGGAUACUGAGGAAAAGAGAGAUCUGAUUGGAGUGACAGAGGAAGGUCAAGAACACAGUGAGGACGAACAGCAGUAUCAUAAUGUAAUAACUGGAGAAAAUUCAUUCAGCUCCUUACAAACUGAUGAGAACUCCCCUCAAAAGAGAACCAAAGCCAAACAUUCUUUUGAAUGCCAUAUUUGUGGUAAGACGUAUUCAAGAAAAGGAUAUCUUCAAGAUCAUAUAAUGACUCACACUGAACAAAAACCUUUCUCAUGCCCUCAAUGUGGAAACAGAUUUAAACAUAAGAGAAGCGUUGCUGUUCAUAUGAAAAGUCACACUGGUGAUGAGCCUUACACUUGCCCUCAGUGUGAUAAGACUUUCACAGCCAAAAAAAAUCUAGAGAAACACAUACGAGUUCACACGGGAGAGAAACCUUUCAAGUGCCCUCAAUGUGAUAAGAGUUUUACACAACAAGGACAUCUUAAGUAUCACAUACGGCUUCAUACAGGUGAGAAGCCUUACUCGUGUAAUCUGUGUGAUAAGAGUUUCACACAAAAACCGAGCCUCGAUCAUCAUCUGAUGAUUCACUCAAAUGAAAGGCCGUUUAGCUGUAAUCAGUGCGAUAAAAAGUGUAUUACUGCAACGCUGCUAAAUAGACACCAAAGGACUCAUACUCGUGUGAAAGGUGGCGUGUGCUCUGUGUGUGGAAACGUUUUUCUGACGAACAGAUCCCUUCUGCAGCAUCAAAAGGUUCAUACUGGAGGAAAAACUUUCAAGUGCUCAAAUUGUGGAAAGGGCUUUAAACAGACUUGCCACCUAAAACAACAUGAAGGAAAGCAUACCGGAGAGAAGCCAUACCGCUGCCACGCAUGUAAGAAAAGUUUCACGGCUUAAAGAAUCAUUUAAAAGAGACCUGUCCUCACAAAGUGAGCAAGUUGCCUACCUCCAUACUACAUAGCGUGUUGUAAAUUAGCAUAGCUGAAUACUUAGUAUAUUUAAAAAGCAGUACUAGAGAAAUACCGAGGUGCUUAACUGCUUUUUUGUAUGCAUCAGACAGACACUUUUCUAUCCCGUGAGGAUCUGAGUGAUGUAUGUACCAGAAAUGUAUUGCUUAGGGUUAAGUUGUACUUAGGUGGGUAUGAUGCAGAGAACUGAAAAUGAUUGAAGUUUUUAUUCAAAAGUAUUUAAAAAAUGUGUUGUUAUUGCAGUGAUUGUCUAGCACUGCACAUUUUGUAUGUCUUUUUUUCAGACACAAUUUAUUCAGGUCAGAAUCUUCAUGCUAUAGCAUAUACUGAUAUUCUAGAGAUUUGCGUGCUUCUUAUUUUAUAGCAACAGUUUAGGAAGGACAAUUUUCUAUUACAACACCACAAUGCCUCUGUGUAUGAGGAAAGAUCCUGAAAGAAAUGAUUGAUUGAGUCAGUCUCGAAGAACAUGACUAGUCGGCAUAAAGCCAUGUCCUGAACCUAGCUGAACACAUUUGUUGUGACUAAGUGCAGACCUGGAGUCAAAAACUCAUCACCCCACCACAAUCACCUGUGCACAGGAGUACAGUUUUGAGACAGAAAAGCGUUCUGAAACUGUUGACAAUGACAUUUCUACAAACGGCAUUGUAAAGAAUUUGGUUUCCAUCUCAGUUGCAACAGUUUUGAUAGCACCCUUUUUUCUGUUGCUCACACGGCUGUACCCCUGUGAGACAGAAACUCAUCACUGCACAUCAGGUACUUAGAAAGUCUGCAUUAAAAAACACACCAAAUGUGUUGAUGUGGGACUUGGCUUUAUGCAACUGUUUCUAUAAAAUUAAAAACAGGUAAUUCUCUAGAAUAUCGAUGUAGGCUAUAGCUAACGGAUUUGAUAUCAUGGAAAUAAUGUAGUCAAACCUGUACAUUAGAAGGAAUCAUCCCCAAACUUUUGUCCAUAUAGUGUUUAUGUGCAUUUGGCAAUAAGUGUGCAUGGUUUAUGUAUGUACAGUUACUGAAUGAAAUAAUUAACUUACAUAAGGUGUCUGCUCAUUAAAAAGUUAAUGAGUUAUUUACAUGAUUGAGUUUGUUUUAAGUACUUAAAUGACAACAU
Molecule: messenger RNA, 3106 nt
Organism: Triplophysa dalaica
Lineage: Eukaryota; Metazoa; Chordata; Actinopteri; Cypriniformes; Nemacheilidae
Product: gastrula zinc finger protein XlCGF8.2DB-like
Exons: 5
Coding region: 1001-1930 (309 amino acids)
Cellular component (GO): nucleus
Source: RefSeq, a predicted model, not a curated record